Molecule: messenger RNA, 615 nt
Organism: Ipomoea nil (Japanese morning glory)
Lineage: Eukaryota; Viridiplantae; Streptophyta; Magnoliopsida; Solanales; Convolvulaceae
Exons: 1
Coding region: 1-615 (204 amino acids)
Molecular function (GO): catalytic activity
Source: RefSeq, a predicted model, not a curated record
AUGAUAGUUAUCACAUGGAACUGCCAAGGGGCGGCGUCUAAAGGGUUUAUUAGAGCCGCCAAAUGGAUGAUCAGAAGCCACAACCCCGACAUUCUUUGCCAUAUGGAAACAAAAACCUCGGGCACUAAUGCGGAUGAUGUCUGUAAGAAGCUUGGUUUCGACAAAUGGGCUCGUGUCGAAGCCCUUGGUUUUAGCGGGGGGAUUUGGAUCCUCUGGUAUGAUGAUUUAAACAUCGAGAUCCUAUCUUCCCACCCCCAGUUUAUUCACAUGGCUGUCGAAGGUAAAAACAACAAUAAAUGGACUUCCAUGACAGUUUAUGGAAGUCCGUCUUUGCACCUGCGAAAACGGCUUUGGAAUGAUCUCAGACAGAAUAAAACAAAGGUGAGUGGUCCCUGGCUUAUUGCGGGGGAUUUUAAUGCAGUCAUCAGCAACGAGGAAACCUCUAACCAUGAUGGAGGAACAAGCCACAGAAACGAGGAUUUCAAGAACUGGAUUUUCAAUGAAGGCCUUGUCGACCUUGGUUAUACAGGCCAGCCUUUUACUUGGAAGCGGGGAACUGAUCUUUCGAUGUUCAGAGGGGCUAGACUUGAUCGAGCACUAUGCUCGAUGGACUAG